AUGGCCACUUGCUUUCGGGCGCUCCUCUGGUGCUUCUUGCUGUGCUUCGUAGUGAUGACCGUCUGGGCCAUGUUAAUCGUGGAAGUGGUCAGUCCAUUCGUGAAGGAGAUGCACGCAGACAUGGACCGCGACUUUUUCAAGGCUUGCCAUCCACAGUGCACAAAGGCAGUCUCUACCGUAAUGGAUGCAAACCUGUUGCUUUUCAAGACAGUUAUCGCGGGCGAUGCUUGGGGUGAGAUUGCUGUUCCCGUCAUUCAGGAGCAUCCAGCAACUUUCAUCAUUUUCAUUGGCUCUUCAUUGACACUGGUCUUUGGAGUUUUGAACCUCAUUGUGGCCGUGGUGGUGGAUACCUUUGCAGAAUCUCGGCAGAGCGAUGUUCAAAGCCUGGCAGAGGAGAUGGAGGAUGAGAUCGAACAUGAUCGAGCAGCCCUGGGGAAGCUUUUUGCCCGAAUGGACCGAGAUAGGAGCGGAAAGCUCACCCUCUCCGAGCUGAUGGAAGGGGCGCAGAACGACUCUGAGUUUCGGGGGCGGCUCAGGGUCAUGGACAUUGACGAGCAAGACUUGGAGUCACUUUUCUACAUGAUCGAUGAGGAUCAGUCUGGAACCAUCGAUGUGGCCGAGUUCAUCGGCCCUCUUAGCCGGUGGGCACAUGAUUCCAAGACCGCCCCCCGGUUUAUCAAGUACAACAUGAUCCAGACGAUGAAUCUCCAAGAGGAGCUCUACGAUCUAUCUGUCGAAUGCUUCCAGCAGCUGGCCGCCAAGAUUGAUGGCGUGGCCCGGUCAGUCGCUGAACUGAGGCCACCGCUUUUCUCCGCUGGUGGCCAGGCUCAGGGGCAGGAAGACCUCCGAGGCGACAGAGAUGCGGCACAUCGGAAGUCAGACUCCAUGGCCUUUGAGAAGUUCACUGGGGAUCUGCAAGAACACCGACGGAACCCGGAUGGACCUGGGAUCGAUAGCCCCCCUGGUCCGGCUCUGCACUUCGAUGCCGAGGCGGAAGUGGUUCAGCCGCCGCCUUCGCCGCAACCCGUGGAGUUUCUUGCGAUUGCGGCGGGCGGGCAGCCGAUGGUGAACGUGGAGGCAGCGUUGGCGAGCGCAAUGUCCCGGCUUGAGGUCAAGUUGGAUCUGAUGCUGGCAGAUGAUUGGGUGAGACCAAAGGUGCCCUCGCAACCCCGUGACCCAGGAGCGGGCGAGGAGGAUCUGGCUUCCUUUGACAAGGAGUUGGAACGCAGGAAAAAUGCCAGGAAGGUGCAUCAUAAUGACGGCUUCCGGAGGAUGUACAUGAUGGAGCCCACACGCACAAAAGACGAGGAUCACCCUCACCGGAGAAGUAGCGCGAGAUCGUCGCACCGGGAGGAAAGAGUCGCAAUGUCGUUGAACAAUCAGGAUAGUCCUGUUUCCAUCGGAGACUCCCACGCCAAGCCAGCCUCACCCAGUUCUCAAAGCGGACUAAACCGAUAG
Molecule: messenger RNA, 1458 nt
Organism: Symbiodinium sp. CCMP2456
Lineage: Eukaryota; Dinophyceae; Suessiales; Symbiodiniaceae
Source: the annotation of a GenBank genome assembly